This is a messenger RNA of Diachasmimorpha longicaudata, 1739 nucleotides long. RefSeq lists its product as uncharacterized. The transcript is spliced from 5 exons. Lineage: Eukaryota; Metazoa; Arthropoda; Insecta; Hymenoptera; Braconidae. The coding region runs from base 809 to 1639 and encodes 276 amino acids. Gene Ontology annotation, molecular function: nucleic acid binding. Gene Ontology annotation, cellular component: nucleoplasm. The record is from RefSeq and is a predicted model, not a curated record.
GAACUGUUCGGAUUCGAUUAGAGAGCGAGGGGAGUUGGUGGAGGAAUCCUCGAUUUUUCAGUCGAUGGGGUGAAGAGUCGAUAGAAAACAUCGAUUAAAAAUAUAAAUUUCAAAGAAAAUAUCAAAAAUAGCUCUUCGUUGAAUCCUCAAACAUGAAAAAAACCAAAUGAAGAGUCGAUAAAAUCCGUUGCAUACAGAACAGCAUCGAUAUAUCGCAGAUAAGCGUAUUAACAGCGAAAACAUCGAUUGAAGACAGGCCCAUUUUUUUUAAUGCUUCAUAUUUUCACGUGUACAAAAAAACGCAAAUACAUCGAUAUAUUUCGAUAUUGACAUUGAAGCACGGAUUAUCGUAGCCUGAAUAUCGAUAUCCCUGACUCAUUGAUGUAUCGAGCUCCCCAGUACGUUGACACGUGAUUGGUCGGCUUUCUUGAGGCCGUUAGAGGGGGAACUAGUGGAGAACGACAUGUUGAGGGGAUGGGAGGUAGUGUGAGCGCACGUAGAUCUUCCUGGAAGUCGUAAACAAUUGUUGGUGGCAUUACCUGGGGAUUAAAGGGUUGAGGGGCGUGUGAGAGCUUGAUUUUUAUGGUCCUGAACUUUAUCGUUCACGCAGGAGAAAGGAGAUUGUGGGGAAUGAGGUGACGACAUUGAGAGUUUUUUGGAGAAACAUGGACGACCCGGGGAUCAAAGGGGUCACGAUGAUGCCGCACCAUGUGCAGCAGGAGCUCUGCAGGACGAGAUCAUCUUACAGACAGGGAAAGAGACUCACCGCGGUUAAGGUAGCAUUGUUUACACAAUCAAUGAUGAAUCCAUGCAUUUAAUAGUAUGUGGAGUACCUAAAAUAAAUCUAAUUGAAGAACUCAAGAAGUUGCUAUCACCUUACGGUGAAGUUAAAAAAUGUGAAUUACUCAUUGAGUAUCCUGUUGAAGAAUUCACUGAGAGCUUCCACGUUCAGUUCGAGAGAAUCCAGAGUGCCAGAAUUGCAAAACGAUUGGUCGACAACAAGAACUUUUAUGGAGGAGUUCUGCACGUGUGCUAUGCUCCGGAGCUGGAAAGUAUUGCUGAAACACGGAGGAAGUUGAUUCAAAGGCAGAAAGAUGUUAUCGUGAGGAUCAGAAGACAUGAGGAAGAUCCUACGAGUGUGGAAAAGGAUCAGUUUGUCCCUAGAGAACAGUAUCACAGACAGAAGAAAUACCCAGCUCUUCCUCUCACAGAUGAGAGGCUGUCUCAUCAGUACCCUAACGAGUCGUUUACCUCCAUAAACGAUGGAAUUCCAAGGACGAUAGACCCUCGACCAGUCUCUGAGCCUAGUCUGCCCCCCAACAAAAGGAUGAAAUCAGAAAAGCAAAUGAAAAAGAAAGGACACGUUAGGGCUAACGUCAGACUAGUUCGACCAAAAUUAAUUGAUACAAAGAAGUUGCCCCACUUCGAGUCCCUCGGACCGGAGAAAAAAAUCUUUCCAGUUGUGAAGAAAGUGGACAGGGGAAUAACAAUUAAAUUACUACCCCAUUCCGAUGACAAAAGAAACCGAAUUGUGAUGAAACAAGCCAGUACAACUAAAUUGGUGAACUCCAGUGAUGAUCUCCGAGCUUCAAUCACCUCAGUAAAGUCAUCAAUUCGCCAAGCAAUGCAGAAAAAUUAAUCCAAUUAUUUUAUCAAAAAUUUUUUACACUCAUUUAUUCAAAAGACAGAAAAUAAAAACAAAAUCCUCCCCUAAGCAUACGAGGACUGCAUUAAAAGUA